This is a messenger RNA of Dermacentor albipictus, 1400 nucleotides long. Its product is annotated as RING finger protein 151-like. Gene Ontology annotation, molecular function: zinc ion binding. The record is from RefSeq and is a predicted model, not a curated record. NCBI's taxonomy places the organism in Eukaryota, Metazoa, Arthropoda, Arachnida, Ixodida, Ixodidae.
AUCAUCAUCAUCAAAUAACCAGCUCGUGGAGCGCUCGAGCACCGGUAGCACAGUCAGCUGGGCGGGGGCACUCGCGGACACAGGAUCGGAGCCCGAAUCGGAGCAGAGCACCGGCGGAAUGGGCUCCUUUGUGUGGGAAAUGUUCGGUGCUUUUCCCCCUCACACGACAGCCGCGGCGAGCGCUAGCCGGAGCGCCACCACGUGGCGCGCGGAGUGGCCGACAGACCCGGCCCUGUACUCGGUUGAGAACUUCGAGCCCAGGCCACCCCAGGAACUGGUGUGCACCGUGUGCCUGGGCGUGUACCGGAACCCCGUCGAGUGCCCCUGCCGCCACGUGUUCUGCUCGGACUGCAUCAACGGCUGGCUGGCGAACAGCAACGGCUUCGGUGGCGCAAGUUGUCCCGUGUGUCGCCGAGGGGUCGCCGCGUUUCAGCUGGUGCCUGUGCUGCCGCUCGUGAGCAACAUGAUCGCGCGGCUCACCGUGCGCUGCCCGAACCGAGACGCAGGCUGCACCGCAAAGGUGACCAUGGAGACCCUGAACAGCCACCUGGGGUCGUGCCAGUUCGGCAGAGCGCCAUGCCCAGAUUGCGGCUCCCAGAUACGUCCUUCGGAGCUGAUGGCGCACCGGCGCGAGCGCUGCUCCAAGCGCAUGGUUCGCUGCACCCGCGACUGCGGCUUAAGCCUGAGCGCCGACCGACUGCGCGACCACAGCUGCCUACAGGAAAUGCGAAACUACAUCGUCUCGCUGGAGCGCCAGAGGGACCACACCCAGCUCAACGUGCAACGCCUGCAGCACCAGGUCGAAGACCUUACUGCCAGGCUGGCGACUGCUCCUGCGCACGGGCACAUCAUUUAGGGGGAAUCUAGCGAAUACAAAUUGCGUAAUCAUGUAUUGGUACGGGAAACGUUAUGCCGAAAAUAUCCCAAAAUUACGCACGCGUACGUGCCGCUUCCGUCAUUUUCGCGAUUUGCUUGAAGACGUCGUAAACAAGUUUUCAUUUCGUCACGUCUCCACGUCCGAAAGCCUUGUCUACACGACACCGGCGGAUCGUGGUGCGAGACAUAUACUUGAAAAUUUCAAUGCUGCCAGCAAGCAAUGGCGUCGACGGAACAGGAUUCAUUCGUUUUACGAAGCCGCUUCUGACACCGAACACCUGUCUCCGCAAUGGUCCGCCACCGCCUUGACUUUCGUUCGGUAUGAAAUCGGAAUCUGAACCAGCAAUGAUGAUGAGUUAAUCUCAUGCUGCUCCUCACAAGCCACCCGCGAAUCCGUCCACAGUUGUACGGCGGCGUGCGCCAAUCGUCUGUGAAGUGUUGACCUCUACUUCGUCGCCGCCGAUGUCCGCAUGCACCUGCCGCAAUAAAGACUACGUCUGGGGGAAUAAAAUUUUCCACGUUAA